AGAGAGGAACAGUGGAUUUCGGGAUGUCUGCCAGAUAACACGAACUUCCUUUUAAUUUUUUGGAGACAUGGAUGUCAUUAUAAAUGCGGCAAGGCACAAUAUCUCGAACUCAUGAACGUGCUAACAACCCGCUGGUCACUUCUCCGUAACUUCGUGAAGACCGUUACAUAACGCGCCAGCAGAGAUGAGAGACAUCAUAGGAAUGGCGCUGGCGCUCGCUGUCCUCAGGGUUCGAGGGGAAAACAUCAGUGACGGCGAUUGUGUGGAUGGAAAGUGCUUCGUCUUCCACGUAGACAGUGCGAGUUUUGACGCUGCCCAGCUCGUCUGUCAAGAGAAAGGAGGACAUCUGAUGACCGUGCGCACCGAAAAAGCGGCCGAAGUUCUCGGUGGGUUGCUAAACGGCGCUUCGGGAGACUUUUGGCUUGGGCUUAAACACGCCGGCGAUCGGUGUUCAAACUCAAGCAAUGGGUUAAAGGGAUACAGAUGGGUCACUGGAGACAACAAAACCCAAUACGUCAACUGGAAAAGCGACGUGAGCGUUUGUUCUCCACUGUGUGUUUCUGUAUCACAAAAAGUUCUCAAAUGGACCGAAAGAGCAUGCAAUGACAGAAUCGAUGGUUAUUUCUGCGAAUACGACAACCCCAGUUACUGUCCGCCGCUGAGCAUCGAUGCACCAGUCUCAUAUCAAACUCACUUCGGAUUUACAGCAGAGGAAAAACUCAAAGAGAUUCCUCAGUUCACUAAUGGCACAUUGCAGCCGAUGAGAACGAGACACAUUUGCUUCGAAGGCGCGUGGCUUAAAGCACCUUGGAGCUGUGAAGUUUUUGGUGGGGGAUGCGAUUAUAAGUGCAUUCAGAAAGGGCCGAGCAAUGCCUGCAUCUGUCAGCCUGGGUUCGAACUCGACACCAACGGAGUCACUUGCAACAAACAGGACGCUGACUCUUGCGCUGAAUGUGAACACAAAUGCACGCGAGCCGGCGAUACAUUCGCGUGCGCGUGUCCCCCGGGGUUUCAACUGGGUGCAGAUGGAAAGUCUUGCGAAGAAUGCAAACCCGGCUUUCACAUGGAAGGUGGCGUCUGCGUGGAUGACGACGAAUGCGAGUCCGCGCCGUGCGAGCACGACUGCAUCAACACUGAAGGGAGCUAUCACUGUGUGUGCUUUGAGGGAUUUAUUCAGUCGACGGAGGACAUGAACAAAUGUAAAAUGCACUGUGAGAAAAACAUGUGCCCAGCGGACUGUGAUCCCAACAACAACGCCCAGUGCAACUGCCCCGAUGGUUUCCUACUUGAAGAGCAAUUCUGCGUUGACAUAGAUGAAUGCGACAGUGGUUACUGUGACCAUGCAUGUGAAAAUACACCUGGAGGAUUUCAGUGUUCUUGCGAUGAAGGAUACGUGCUUAAAGACAGCACCAAAUGCAUUAGAGAAGACUUUGAGGGUUCAGGCAGCUCAACUCCUUUUGAUUUUUUUACUCCUACGAGCAGAUCUCCAACAGACAAGCCAGCGUCCAUCUCAGCUGCCAGUCUUUUAGGAAUAAUGAUUUGCAUUGUUGUUUGUAUUCUUUUACUGGUCUGCAUCGUUCACUGCAUAAUGAGACGUCUUGAUAAAACGCACCAUUACGAUGUGGACAAAGGCCACGAUGAAAACUUCGAUUUUCAACAGGUGAUCACUGAAAAACCCUGCGCACAGCAGACAUUCCCAAGCAGACAUAUAACAAGAGACACUUAAAGUCGGACGCCACGCGAACUGAAAUAGCUCUCAGAAUGGAAUAUAUAUUUAUACUGAUCCUUUUUGUAUUGUGCAUCAACUCUGAAGUAGUAAAGUGCACGGGGCUUCUGUUAAUGGCUACGCUGCCUUCUGCAUCGGUGGAGGUCUUCAUCAUGUGCCAGAGCUGCCCAUGCAUGUCACUAGAUCUGAGUUUAAACAGCAUUGGUGAACUGAACAAAACUUCCUUUUCUCAUCUCGAAGGUUGAUUGAAAACAAUGCAUUUUUGAGUUUGACUAAUCUAGAAGAGCUAAACCUGUCCAACAACUUCAUGGAUAGUAUUGAUUCUAAAACAUUUCAGAAUCUAGAGAAACUUGAGGCGCUUGAUUUGUCUUGCAACCAUGUAAGGGUGCUUGGAGAUCAAUCAUUUCAGGGACUCCCAAGUUUACUCACCUUAAGUCGAACAGGAAAUGCUCUGGAAUCAGUUCAUGGAUUUGGAAACCUGAAGACUUGGGUGAGAACAGAACUUCAUCUUGGUCUAGUUUACCCAACAUUUCUAAAAAUCUCACGACCCUUGACCUGGAAUUCUACAGACAAACUACAAACUCCUUAAUCUUCAACAAUGCAACUGAUCUGGUCAGAAGGAAAAUGUCUUAAUGUGUUUAACAAUCUUCACCAGUUAGAACAGAAUUUUCUGGCUUCCAACGAACUACAUUUGCUUCCAAAACAUUUUCAAAGACCUUACUUUGAUCUUUUUGGAUUUAUCCUUCAACUCUUUGAAGCACCUUCCGAAUGAUAUAUUCCCUAAAAGUCUUCAGAUACUUAAUCUUAAAUACAACUCUAUUUAUUCAGUGGAUCCAAAUCUCUUUAGCACCCUCAGCUACCUCAGUCUGAUGACAGCUGGGACUCAGAGUGGUUUUAUGACCAGCUUCUGCAUAAAAUAAGAAAAAAAAACACCAAGAAUAAACCUAAAAAUGUUAAAGAAAAAUACAAGAAGGUUGAAAAAAGCUCGUUCAUGCAGACAUGGAUAGUGUAACUGUGAAGGACUUUGUAUGGACAUACCUUUCUUUGCUCUUGAUGAGGUUCUCAUCUAUCCUUAUGUGUUUGACCUGUUUUCUUUUGGACAAAAAUGAAGCGUAUUAAGCUUGACACCAUACUGAACCGUAUACAUAUAUAAAAGUUUAUUUUGUAUCAUCCAAAAUGUGCAGUAGCAUGAACUUCUCGGUCAGUUGGUGUAAAAGUCAACGGAACUGUGACAUUACAGAUACAUCUUUAAUUAGAUGAACAGAUACCUGCAUUAACAUUGUAAUUGCUUUACAUAUGUAAAUAGUAAACCUUUUUGAUUUUGAUUUUCAUGCCGUUUCAUGAUUUGGCACAUUAAGUUGAAUAAAUCAUACUGUGUGUUAUA
Cyprinus carpio (common carp) is the source of this 3110-nucleotide messenger RNA. RefSeq names its product thrombomodulin (gene thbd). Gene Ontology annotation, cellular component: external side of plasma membrane; extracellular matrix; membrane. Gene Ontology annotation, molecular function: calcium ion binding; transmembrane signaling receptor activity; extracellular matrix binding. The record is from RefSeq and is a predicted model, not a curated record. Gene Ontology annotation, biological process: cell migration. Lineage: Eukaryota; Metazoa; Chordata; Actinopteri; Cypriniformes; Cyprinidae.